This is a messenger RNA of Zeugodacus cucurbitae (melon fly), 1362 nucleotides long. Its product is annotated as 2-oxoglutarate and iron-dependent oxygenase domain-containing protein 3. NCBI's taxonomy places the organism in Eukaryota, Metazoa, Arthropoda, Insecta, Diptera, Tephritidae. Gene Ontology annotation, cellular component: membrane. The transcript has 5 exons. Gene Ontology annotation, molecular function: L-ascorbic acid binding; iron ion binding; oxidoreductase activity, acting on paired donors, with incorporation or reduction of molecular oxygen. The record is from RefSeq and is a predicted model, not a curated record. Bases 118 to 1122 code for a protein of 334 amino acids.
UUGUACAAGCACUGGACAAACUAUUUACACAUGCACUAUACAUACACGUAUUUAUGUUCUAAUAAGUUUCUAACUAGUAUAGCAUAUCACUUGAAAACAUUCUAAACUGGCACAAAAAUGACGACGAGUUCUUUAAGGCAGCGAAGCACUGGAAAUAAACAAAAGUUGUAUCAAAAUGUUAACGCUACCGCGAAUGGUGGCGCCACAAAGCUUCAGAGUAAACUAGCAACCAUUAGUGCCGAAUUGCAGCAUGCGACACAGGCUUCAACACAUCGUUUAUGGACUCGUGCCGUGAUUGCUGCCUCUGUCAUGAUUGUUGUUUAUUUUUAUUCUCAACAACAUAACAGUAAAGAAACAAAAUUUGCCUUAAUCAAAGAGAAACUGCCAUUACGGAUACAGAAAUUUGAAUGUUCAAAAAGCUACAAAGCGGAGAUACGUCGAUAUCCGAAUUGUGUACCAAAAAAAUGUGGACGCUUUGUCAGUGAUCAAUUGGUAGAGGAAAAGGAAGUAGAUACUCUUUUAAAUUUGGCGCGUACCAUACUAUCAAUGGCGGGCUCGUCUGGUGGUGCUUCCAUUUUAAAUUUACACACUGGUGCUCUUUCGUAUAAGGAACAAUUUGUAAAUGCAUACCGGGUGCCAAAAGUCGUAGCCGAAUUGCAAGAACACCACUUACUGGUAUAUAAUGCUGUUAAAGACAAAAUCAAAAAAGCUAUAGCCGAGCAAUUUGAAAUACCUGCCGGAAGUCUAUAUUUGACUGAUCCUACAUUUUUUUCACGACUCACUAACGCAACCGCUAGAACAAUGAAUGAUGAAUAUUGGCAUGAACAUGUCGAUAAGGAAACUUAUGAAUCAUUUCACUACACAUCGUUGCUUUAUUUGAAUACUUAUCAAAAAGAUUAUAAUGGUGGGCGUUUCAUUUUCAUUGAUGGCAGUAAUGGAAAUCUUACUAAGUCCGCCAUUGAGCCAAAAAAAUCGCGUGUUAGCGCAUUUACUUCGGGCGCUGAAAAUUUACAUCACGUUGAACAAGUUACCGAAGGAGAAAGAUAUGCCAUUACCAUUUCAUUUACUUGUGAUCCCGAUCGGGCGAUAUCUGACCUCCAAAUUAAGAAACCUCAGUUAUAAAGUUACAAGUAUUAAACUAAACAAAUGAAGACUAAAUAGAAAAUGCAGUUGUAGACAAAGUAAAAAAAAAAACAUAGAAUUACACAUACACGUAUAUAUUAACUAGUAAAAUGCACUAAAUUUACAAAAACUGUACUAUAGUUUUUAAUUGAAAUGUAUCCCAAGUAUUAAAAAUGUAAUAGUUGUUGUUAUUUAACUUGAUGAAGAAUUUUACAAAUAAAACCUAAUAAUAAUAUCUAA